Triticum aestivum (bread wheat) is the source of this 3114-nucleotide messenger RNA. RefSeq lists its product as uncharacterized. Lineage: Eukaryota; Viridiplantae; Streptophyta; Magnoliopsida; Poales; Poaceae. The record is from RefSeq and is a predicted model, not a curated record. Gene Ontology annotation, molecular function: zinc ion binding. The transcript has 2 exons. The coding region runs from base 2096 to 2977 and encodes 293 amino acids.
AGUUCUACACCACACAGCAGAGCACAAACCAUGAUAUGGACACAUAUGCUGCCAUGGAUCAAUGCAAUGCAGCAGAUCAGGAUGAACUGGAGACAUUAAUGGAGUUGAAGAGGAGAACAAAGAUUGCCAAAUUUAGGAAACAUAAGAUUGCAGCUGAGCAUGUAAAUAAGGUUAAGCAGAAGCUACCAAUUCUUCUAACUGGAGAUGAUUCAGAUCUGGAUGGAGAUGAGGACUAUCUUCAGAGGCUUAAUGAGAUGAGGAAGCAAAGAGAGGAUCCACUCAUUCAUUUUGAUGGAGACACUGAUGUGGAUGAAGUGUAUGAGGAAGAUGAGGAAGGGCAGCAUGUGGAGGUGGAGCAAGAGGAGCAGGUGGAGCAGCAAGAGGUGCCUACAAAAAAGAAGAAAGCUAGAAAAGGGCCAACAGAGAGGUCACAUUCUAGCUUGGAACAGAGAUUUGAGGAUGUUUGGGCACCAUCAUCAGAUGAGGAGGCAGAUCUUGGUGUUUUGAAGCAGGAAUAUGAUGAUGGAGUUGAGGAAGUGCAAUUUGUUCUGCCCAAUGGAAAGAAGAGCAGAUUAGUGAGAUCUUUGCCAAGGAUCUGGUACAGUGAGGAGAGAGAGAGCCAAAGGAGCUGUUUUGCAGAAAACUUUGUUUCCUCAAUGUGUAUCAGUUUAGGAGAGCAAUUCAAACAUUGCACAUAACUCAGAAUAAGAAUUAUGAGUUCUACAGAAACUACAAUGACAACAUCAUAGUUGUGUGCACAAAUGCAAAAUGCCCUUUCUUUAUUGCAGCUUCUGUUGUUGCAAAUGAGACUACUUUUUGCAUAAGGAAGACAAAUUUUGUGCACACAUGCCCAGCAGUAGGAGAGAACGCCAAGGUUACUGCAAAAUGGGUUGCACACCAGUGUGAGGCAAUGAUGAGAGUUGAUAUUGGCACACCAGUCACCACAAUAAUGCAGACACUGAAGAAGAAAUAUGGAAUAGAGAUGUCCAUCCAUAUGGCCUACAGGGCUAGGAAGCAAGCAUUGAAGGUUGUCCAAGGAGAUCAGAGAGAACAAUAUAUUAGAAUAAGAGAUUAUUUGCAGGCUGUGUUGGAUACAAACCCAGACUCUAGAUGUGUUGUGACUACUAGGCAUCUGCCAGAGCACCCAAGCAAAACCCCUAGGUUUCAUGGCCUCUUUUUCUGUGUAAGUGCUUGCAAAGAAGGGUUUUUGAAUGGAUGCAGGCCAUCUAUAGGUACAUUUCAUUUACUAAGUUGUGAAUUGUUUAUGUUCUCACAUUACAUACACUAUCUUCUCACAAUUGUCAGCUUUGCAGGGGUAGAUGGUUGUUUUAUCAAGCUAUCAACAAGUCAACAGAUCCUUACUGCAACAGGAAGGGAUGGGAACAAUGAUAUCUACCCUAUAGCAUUUGGAGUUGUUGACAAAUAGGACAAAGACAGUUGGACCAGGUUCUUAACAUAGCUUAAAGAUGCACUUGGUGGAGAAAGUGGGAAGUUUGGUUAUUAUACCAUCAUCUUUGAUAGGCAGAAGGUAAACUUCUCUUCUCAUACAAUAUUGCACUAGAUUUCUUGGUUUCAUAUGCACAUUGCUCUAGCUUCAUUAUUUCAUUGUUUCAUAGGACCAAUGCUUAGCUUUAUUUCCCAUUGUUUCAAACAGGGGCUUUUAAAUGCAAUAAACCAUGUUUUCCCCAAUUUUCCAUGAAGAUUCUGCCUUAGACAUAUCUAUCAGAAUUUCCAAACUGCUGGUUUUAGAGGUGAUGAAUUAAAGAAACACAUGGAUGUAGCUAGCUACUCUUAUACUGAGAAUGAACACCUUGAUACAAUGAAUGCUUUGAAAAGAGAAUGUAAGACUGCUUGGACAUGGCUUCAUAAAAUACAUGUUCAUACUUGGGCUAGGCAUGCUAUGGAUUUUAAUUACAAAACUGACCUGGUAGUUAACAACAUCAGUGAGGUGUUUAAUAAAAUGAUAUUAGAUGUCAGAGGCAAGACAAUAGUGACCAUGAUAGAAGGAAUUAGGACAAAAUUGAUGGUCAAAUUUAACAAGAAUAGAACAAAGACAGAGACAACAAACUGAGAGAUUUUCCCUACCUAUGCUGAAAUGUUAGAGGAGACAAAGUACAACUCAAGGUGGUGCCAAACUUUGAUGGCUGGUCCUAACAUUUACCAAGUGACUAGUGGAGAAAACACCUACUCAGUGAACUUGUUGGACAGAACAUGUGGAUGUAGGAAAUGGGAUAUGACUUCUAUGCCUUGCCAUCAUGCAGUUUCUGCAAUAGUGAAAGCCAAGUUGCAGCCAGAGGACUUUGUGGCUGAUUUCUUCAAAAAAGAAAUGUAUAAAAAAGCAUUUGUACAUAUCAUAUUUCCUGUGCCUGGUCCUAACCUGUGGCCAAGGACAAGAACUCAGGACAUAGAGCCUCCAGUAUUUAAAGACAAGGUUGGGAAGCAACAGACAAAGAGGAGGAAAAACCAAUUUGAGAAGCCAGCACCAAGAGAUACAUCUAGGAUGGCAUCUAUUACUUGCAGCAACUGCAAACUUGUAGGGCAUAGAUACAAUGUUUGCUCCAAGCCACUCAAGCCAGCUCUUGCUUUGAGAAUAAACCAACAUCAGCCAAACAGGUCACAGGCUUCUACUUCAACAACAAAUGCAUCUACAACUGCUGCACCACCAAGGAAGAGGCCAUCUUCAUCUACUGCUGCACCAGCAAGGAAGAGGCCAUCUCCAUCAACUACUGCUCCUACACCUGCUGCCACUACACCAGUUGCUCCUCCAAGGAGGUCUCCCAGGAAGAAAGCUACACCUGCUGCCACUACACCUGCUGCUCCUCCAAGGAGGUCUCCCAGGAAGAAAGCUACCACUGCUGGUACAACCUCUACCUCUGCUGCAGGAAACAGGUCAACCUUUCAAGCUCUAAGACAGAGUGGAAGAAAAAGGACUUCUUCAUACAAGUUGAAAGAGUACUUCUAUGCUUCUGGGAACUAGAUGCCUUUGUCUUUGUUGGCUUGUGACGCCUUUGUGUUGGUUGUGAACUAGAUUAUGCCAUUGUUGGCUUUCAGAACCUAUGAUGCCAUUGUUGGCUUUCAACUAGAUUAUGCCUUUGUUGGCUUCCAGUGAAGGAA